Messenger RNA from Camelina sativa (false flax), 997 nucleotides. RefSeq names its product brassinosteroid-responsive RING protein 1. Gene Ontology annotation, biological process: protein ubiquitination. Gene Ontology annotation, molecular function: ubiquitin protein ligase activity; zinc ion binding. The record is from RefSeq and is a predicted model, not a curated record. NCBI's taxonomy places the organism in Eukaryota, Viridiplantae, Streptophyta, Magnoliopsida, Brassicales, Brassicaceae.
UCUUGCUUUCCCCCAUUUGUACUCUCUCUCUCUCUUAACAUCACUGCAACGUUCAGAUAACCAAACGUCACAGUCAGUUAACUUUAUCAAAAAAUCAAUCUUACACGACACGACGUCGUUAAGACGGAUCUUGUACCAAUCUUUCUUCAUCUUCUUCCUCCUCCUUUGGCCUCUCUAUAAAUCAAACUUCUCAGUUUAUUAAAAAAAUCAACUUUAUCAACAAAAAAAAAAACCCCAGAGCUCACUCACUCUCUAAAAAAAACCCUAGCUUUCUCCAUGGGCUUUCCCGUAGGUUACACAGAAGUUUUCUUACCGAAGCUAUUCGUACAAACGCUUUCGAUUCUAGGUUUCAUAAGAACCGUCGUCUUCUCUAUCUUCCGUUUCUUGGGUCUCUCAGAUUUUCUCGAGAUGGACCAAACCUGGCCCGACUACACAUCGUACCCGACCCGAAUACCCGAAACCCGCUCACCCUUCUCCGCCCUCCUAAUCAGAGAGAUCUUACCGGUCAUCAAAUUCGAAGAGAUAAAAAACUCCGGCGAAGAAUCACCGGAAAACUGCGCCGUGUGUUUGUACGAGUUCGAAGGAGAGCAAGAGAUCCGGUGGCUGAGAAACUGCAGACAUGUAUUUCAUCGGAGCUGUCUUGACCGUUGGAUGGAUCAUGAUCAGAAGACGUGUCCGCUUUGCAGAACACCGUUUGUUCCAGAUGAGAUGCAAGAAGAGUUUAACCAACGGCUUUGGGCUGCUUCUGGUGUUCACAGUGACUUGUGUCCUGUCACCGAAUUGUUAUAGAAAAGCAACAAAGAAAAAGACAGAGAGACCACGCUUUCUCUCUUUUUAUGUUCUCUUUUGUUAUUGACUUUAUCACCGCUUCUUGUACUUUUGAUUUUGCUUUCUUCACCCUUCUCCUCUUUUACUGACACUAAUUAGAUUUGCCACGCUUUUAUGUGUGUAUUAUCAUAACAUAUAUAUAUGAAUGAGAGAUGAGCAAUUAACAAUU